Molecule: messenger RNA, 1866 nt
Organism: Pyricularia pennisetigena
Lineage: Eukaryota; Fungi; Ascomycota; Sordariomycetes; Magnaporthales; Pyriculariaceae
Exons: 2
Coding region: 1-1866 (621 amino acids)
Source: RefSeq, a predicted model, not a curated record
AUGGCAGGACACUGCACCCUCAACGCCUAUCUCUCCAUCUCAUUCGGUGUUCGCCAGCAGUCUGCCACGUCGGUGCAUUCUCCGCGUCAAAUUGACUGGCGUGACGUGCCCGUGGUUUACCCUUUCCGCAGAACGGAGGAGGGCGGUUGGAUGCCGCCCUACGAGCCCGAUCGGCCCGAGAAUCCUUAUCGCAAAGGCUUCAAAACCACCAUCUACCUGCACGAGCCACCGCUGAAUUUUUUCGACGUUGAUGAGGAAGACACAGUUGGACCAGCACCUGAAGUAAUUGAUACGCGCGACCUCCAUCUGAAGACUUUGGUCGAUGCCUGUCUAUCAUCCCGAAUUUGCAAAGGUACAACCCAUGAAGAUCAAUCGCAUCAGUUCGAAAUCGUUGGCGAGAUUGCCGUAAGAGACACGCACGGCGCCCAGAUCGUGGUGUGCAAGCUGGACGAUAACCCAACGACUUAUGUCGCCAAAAUAUACGACCCUCUGUACUAUUCUUUUGUGGACCAGGAACUCUCAUUUAUGCCGCGUUCCACAACGGUCCAGGCCGACCAGGAUUACUGCACCGAGGCCAAUGUUUACGCAGGAGUUCGGUACACCUCACUGGCUGGUCAUGAAAUACCAGCAUAUCACGGCUCGUUCACCUUUGACAUACCAUUGGAUUUGCCCGAGCCUCGAGGGCGAUACAUGCGCCCAGUGCGAUUGAUAAUUAUGGAGCAUAUCCAAGGGGCAAAGUGCAUGGAUGAUAUGGAUCCAAACUCUCUGCCUGAGAGUUUGCGCCUCAGCAUUAUGGCCCAGGUCUCUGCCGCCAGAAUCGGGCUUACGAACUGUGGCGUGAGACACAACGACGUUUGCGAGCGUAAUAUUCUUAUCCGCCUCCCCAAAAAUACAGAAAAAGGUUGCGGCGAUGAAAGGGACGACGAUGCAUCCCUUCGAGUGGUCCUGUUUGACUUCAACGUUUCUUCGUACGAUUGGUUGCCGGAAAAGGGCUGGGGUCUCGACGAUGACGGCGAAUACAAGAACGCCGUCCUCGUCAGGCCGCAAUUCUGGCCCAAAAACCUCCCUCGACAUCCGGCACGCGUCUACUGGAACCAAAUGGAGGCUACUUACGGCUUUUGGCGUGAGUGGUGGCCCGAUUCCUGGCGCAAGGCAACGUCUAUCGCUGAAUGGAACGCUUGGCUGCUCGAACAAUGGACAGAUGAUCGUCUUUGGAAGCCAGUCUGGGAUUGCUUGAUGCGUGCCGAGGGCCCACUUGAACCUAGCAAGGAGGGGUUUUUUGUUCCGGAAGAAGACGAGGAGGGUGAAUCUGCAAGAGAGGAGGAUGAAGAAACCAACUGGCCAUACGAACCAGAGACAGACGACAGAGAAGCAUCCGAAAAAGAGCUGUACGACAGAGAGGCGUACGACCAGGAGGCAUACGAUCAGGAGGUAGACGGCAGAGAGCCAUACGAUCACGAGGCAUACGACAGAGAGCUAUACGACAAAGAGGGAUACAACAGAGAGGCAGAAGAUCAGGAGGCUCACGAGGCAGAUAAAGACGAACCGGAGCAAGGUAGAAGCAAUCCUGGAGCCCAAACAGACGCGGAUUCGGACGCCAAGCGUACAAAGAGGAAAGAGCAGGAGCAGAUGCCCGCUCUUACGCCUGAGGAAUCGAGUGCCUCAUCAGAAAACGGGCCGGAUACCGUCCCAGAUGACAGCACCUCCAAUGCCCCAGAGGCCCUUGUCAAGAGCAGCAAAGACCAGCAUUCUCUGUCCGCCCAUGAGGAUGUUGUGGCUCAAGACGGUCCCAGUCCUUCCCUUUCGGCCGAGAGCAAGGAACAUGAUGAGCCGGAAAUUAUGGACGAUAAUGAACGAUCGAGGUAA